Rotaria socialis is the source of this 465-nucleotide messenger RNA. The record is from the annotation of a GenBank genome assembly. NCBI's taxonomy places the organism in Eukaryota, Metazoa, Rotifera, Eurotatoria, Philodinida, Philodinidae.
AUGCCAAGCAAACGACCCAUUAAAGCAUUCUAUGUUCCGAAGAAAACAAUUCCAAGAGAUAUUUCACAAAUAUCGGGUAUUUCUCCUAUUCCAUACAGGAGUCACAGUUUAGCCCCAUCUCCAUCAUUGCACUUUGCUGAUAUAAAUCAUUCUCCUAAUCCUAUGUCAUAUUCACCAUUGGGACGAAGAUCUCAAGUAUCAAAUUUCAGUCAACGAGAAAAGAAGUCAAAUUCAUCAAUACAGGAGUCAUCUACGAAACAGAGCACUGAGCGACAACAACAAGUACUACGACGACAACACCGACCGCGACCACCGCCACAACAACUACGACGACAUCAACGACAUCAACGAGCACCCCGACGACUUCGACAAGGACCACGCCAACGACUUCGACAAGGACCACGACAACGGCUACGACAACGACCACGACAACGGCUACUACAACGACCACAACAACAACAAUAA